CCAUUGACACCAUGUCGAGUUAUUCUAGCGACCGAGACCGCGGCCGGGAUCGAGGAUUUGGUGCACCAAGAUUCGGAGGAAUUAGAACACGACCACUCUCUGGAAAGAAGUUUGGAAAUCCUGGGGAGAAACUAGCUAAGAAGACGUGGAAUCUUGAUGAGCUGCCCAAAUUUGAGAAGAAUUUUUAUCAGGAACACUCUGAUUCUGCAAGGUGCACCACACAAGAGGUAGAUACAUAUAGAAGAAGCAAGGAAAUUAUAGUUCGGGGUCACAACUGUCCAAAACCUGUUCUGAAUUUUUAUGAAGCAAACUUCCCUGCAACUGUCAUGGAUGUGAUUGCAAGGCAGAACUUCACUGAACCCACUGCUAUUCAAGCUCAGGGCUGGCCGUUUGCUCUCAGUGGAUUGGAUAUGGUUGGAGUAGCUCAGACUGGACCUGGGAAAACAUUAUCUUAUUUGCCGCCUGCCAUUGUCCACAUAAAUCAUCAGCCAUUGCUAGAGAGAGGUGACGGGCCUAUUUGCUUGGUGCUGUUACCAACACGGGAACUGGCCCAACAAGUGCAGCAAGUUGAUGCUGAGUACUGUAGAGCCUAUGCCCUGAAGUCUACUUGCAUCUAUGGUGGCGCUCCCAAGGGACCACAGAUUCGUGAUUUGGAAAGAGGUGUGGAAAUCUGUAUUGCGACACCUGUAAGACUGAUUGACUUUUUGGAGUGUAGGAAAACCAACCUGAGAAGAACAACUUACCUUGUCCUUGAUGAAGCUGAUAGAAUGCUUGAUAUGGGAUUUGAACCCCAAUAUGUUUUGGGGGGAUUUUCUUUCAUUUUGGUGUUUUAUUUUUACAGAAAAACUAAAGUUGACUACUUGCCAUUCUUUGAUUUAGGACUUAGGAGAGGAAAUCCGAAGGCCCUUAAGAUGAUCUGUCUUUAA
Molecule: messenger RNA, 926 nt
Organism: Mesocricetus auratus (golden hamster)
Lineage: Eukaryota; Metazoa; Chordata; Mammalia; Rodentia; Cricetidae
Product: probable ATP-dependent RNA helicase DDX5
Exons: 1
Coding region: 12-926 (304 amino acids)
Biological process (GO): alternative mRNA splicing, via spliceosome
Cellular component (GO): nucleus; ribonucleoprotein complex; cytoplasm
Molecular function (GO): RNA helicase activity; ATP binding; RNA binding
Source: RefSeq, a predicted model, not a curated record